This is a messenger RNA of Biomphalaria glabrata, 3073 nucleotides long. RefSeq lists its product as uncharacterized. The record is from RefSeq and is a predicted model, not a curated record. NCBI's taxonomy places the organism in Eukaryota, Metazoa, Mollusca, Gastropoda, Planorbidae. The coding region runs from base 217 to 2013 and encodes 598 amino acids. The transcript has 7 exons.
CUUUAUUUGGAGUUUAACUAGUGAGCUAAAUGGUUACCUAAUCAUAUAUUACUUUUACUUCGGGACUUACUUUAAUAAGACACUUGCUCUUCGGGGCUCGCACUCAGGGGCUUGCUCUUCGGGGCUCGCACUUCCGAGCUUGCGCUAAGGGGCUUGCUCUUCGGGACUUACUCUUCGUGACUUGCACCUCCGUCUUAUGUCUACGUGACAGUUAGAAUGGAUCAGGCUAAUCUUAAUCCUUCGCCUGGAUUGACGGACGAAGCUUCCAGUACUGAGUCUACAGGAAUAGAUUCUGGUAUAGUUCACAGUCAUGGCGCUUCACUUUACGACUCUGCGAUUAAGAAUGAGGCGGACAAAGAUGGACAUUCUCAUGGUGAGGAGAUAGAUGUGGUGGGCUUGGAUUCCGAGAGUGAUGAGGCAAUAGCCGCUAGCAGUGAUGUCAUCCGGAGAACUGUUCCAAGAACACGAGACAGCGGUGUCGGUCUCAACGAGACUGUUUCACCACCUAUCGUCAAUGCCUGUGCAUCCCCACUACGCUGGUCGUUGCCUCAGUAUGCGUCAUCUCCCAAGAUGGUAUGGAGACCGUGGUAUGGACCUGACGGAAUGCUGACUCAUGAUCAUGGCCAUGGCUUAAGCAGUCAACAGCAAAGCAACUAUCCAGUUCAGUAUCACCCCUCAUACUUCUUAGCUCAGCAAGAGAUGUUGUUAAGACUAUCGCAUCAGUUUCCGGGUGUAGGUCCUUACUAUCCAGGGAUGACACCCAUGGGGAGUGCAGCUCCAGUUCAUUACCUGCACGGAGCCUACCCUACCAUGCCUCCCGCAGCUGCUGCGUACUUUGGACCUUACGCACCAUCUUUUCCACAAUACCAAGUGCCACAGGUGCCUACCUCAAGCGCGGACCACAGCAGAUUCUUUAAGAGAUCAUUAUCUCCCCUUGAGCACUCAGCGACCAAUCCUGCUAAGCGGUUAUAUUUGUCACCACCAGACAGCAUUCAGUCUCUAGUAGCGAGACAACUUAACACUUCUCAGCCGGAACAGAGUGUAGCAGGACUCGUGCUAGCUGCUCCACCUCCAGACGCUCUGCCACCUAGAGUCUCGCUCAGAGGAAAGCGCAAGGCCAUCAAGGAAGAAACUCAGAAGGAUGCCACAGACAACAGCAAGAAACGGGAGAAGCCUCCACCUUAUGGUGACCACGAGCUGCAUGAGGUUACUAUUCACUUCCAGGACAUCCCUCUGAAAAAAAAAUAUUGUGACAGUACUGGAGCUUACAAAGUGCCCAAAUUGCCAGAAAGUCCUGAAGAAAAAGAACAACUACGUAUGGAGCUUCUGGAAUUAUUUCAUCGCAGUAAUCUCCCUCGAGUGCCCAUUGAUCUCCACAUGAAUAUCGAUGCUUUGAUUUUAUUCCCAAACAUGCAGCACCUCCUUAGUUUGUAUAUAGAUGGGGUUGAUCUGGAUAGCCUGCACUUCGGAGCUUACGGCCAAGCUUUCUGCAACCCAAGAUUAGCUGCUAUGCCUGAGGAGAAGCUCAACGCCUUUCUGGACGACAUGUCUUAUGUCGGUGCUGAUGGUAUGUUGCACUGUCGUGUGGUCAAAACCAAUACCAAUGGGAUGGUCUGCGAUCACGUAGCCAAAGAACUGGGCAAGAUGAGACGCCAUGCCAAGAACCACUACCCUGACAAGAAGUGGGUCUGCUGUUUCUGCAGGGCACAGAUGCCUGACAUGACAGACAUGGAGAGACACACGUCCACCCACUCAGUAUUGAAACCAUUCAAGUGUCCAGAAUGUUUCAAAGUAUUCUCCCAGAAGGUAACUCUGAAUCAACACAUGAAAAACAUUCAUGACAUGAAACCAGAGACAGUGGAUCCAAGAAAAUCUUUAGUUUGCAGACAACAUGGAGUUCAGUUUUUAGAACACGAGAGAGAGGCGUGUCUUAGCCACCUCGAGCUUCACCAUGACAGGACUGAGGACUUCAAAAAUCGCAAGAAAAGAGGCCAGUUUCCCUAUGAUGUGUAGUAGGCUCAUGAUUCUUUUAGAAAUACUGACUGGACAAACAAAUGUUUGCUGUUACUUAGUGAUCCCAUUGGUGGCCUUGAUCGUAUGAUCUUUUUUAAUUUCUUAACUGCUCUGUGAUAAACAAACUAAAAAUAUAUUUUAAGAGCGUCUUUAUGUAUGUGCGUUUGCUAGAGCUAUUUUAAGUGAGCUUGCGUAUUUUCUGUAAGCAAAAUUAUUGGUGCAGGUAGAGCUGUGCGUGCAUGAGUUUAUGCUUGUAUGAAACUGCUUGCAUGAAUCUGCCCUUAUAUGAAUCUGAUGUUUUAUGUAUCAAUGACUGCAUGAAUCGAUGGUCGAAUGAGUUUGUUGUAAUUUGUCUUUGUAUGAAUCUGUCCUUACCCAAUCUGUCCUUGUCUGAGUCUCUCCUUGUAUGAAUCUGUCUUUGCCUCAAUCUGUCCUUGUAUGAAUCUGUCUUUGCCUCAAUCUGUCCUUGUAUGAAUCUGUCUUUGCCUCAAUCUGUCCUUGUAUGAAUCUGUCUUUGCCUCAAUCUGUCCUUGCAUGAAUCUGUCUUUGCCUCAAUCUGUCCUUGCAUGAAUCUGUCUUUGCCUCAAUCUGUCCUUGCAUGAAUCUGUCUUUGCCUCAAUCUGUCCUUGCAUGAAUUUCUUGUCUGAAUCUGUCAUUGUGUGAAUCUGUCUUUGCCUCAAUCUGUCCUUGCAUGAAUCUGUCUUUGCCUCAAUCUGUCCUUGCAUGAAUUUGUCUGAAUCUGUCAUUGUGUGAAUCUGUCCUUGCCUGAAUCUGUCCUUGCCUAAAUCUGUCCUUUGCCUGAUUCUGUCCUUGCCUGAAUCUGCCCCAAAUCUAUCCUUGUGUUCAUCUGUUAUUAUGAAUCUGUCCUUCUCUGAAUCUGUCCCAAAUCUGUCCUUGUAUUAAUCUGUUUGUAUGAAUCUGCCCUUCUCUGACUCUGUCUGAAUUUGUCCUUGCAUAAUCUGUUUGUAUGACUCUGUCUUUGCCUGUAUCUGUCGUGGUACGAAUGCUUGUCAAAAGAAAAUUUUUACUAUUUUCUUUUCUUCUUCUACUUAACUACUUG